Molecule: messenger RNA, 5332 nt
Organism: Nycticebus coucang (slow loris)
Lineage: Eukaryota; Metazoa; Chordata; Mammalia; Primates; Lorisidae
Product: KIAA0408 ortholog
Exons: 6
Coding region: 203-2287 (694 amino acids)
Source: RefSeq, a predicted model, not a curated record
UAACCAAUGCUGUAAAAACACUGAAGACUGCUUAUUUCUUUAAAAAGACACAACUCAUCUUACCACUACCAAAUUCAAUAAGAAGCCCAAGCAUUAAAAUAUUUCAGCUUUACUUUAAAGGCAACUCCAAGCAUCCAAGAAACAGUUGAGAGAAGGCAGAGAGGAGCAGAAACGCUUCUUGGCUGACGCCUGCACUGUUGCCAUGGACCUGCGUAAGCAGUGGGAGAACACAGAGACUGACUGGCACAAGGAGAAGAUGGAAUUACUGGACCGGUUCGACAAUGAAAGAAAGGAAUGGGAGAGUCAGUGGAAGAUCAUGCAGAAGAAAAUAGAAGAGCUUUGCCAGGAAGUAAAGCUUCGGAGGAAGAUCAAUAUGAAUCAACGUGCUAAGGUGAUUGGUCUUGAUCUUGAGAAAGCCACUGAAGACAAAAUGAUGGAAUCUUCUCCAGAUUUUCCCAAUUCAGGACAAUGUAACUUUGCAGGGAUGAAUCACUGGGACGAUCUGGGAAAAGAAAAUAAAGCAGAGCAGAGCUUACUCAGUGAAGGAAAUCAAACAUGUCAGGAACUAAAGGUAACAAAAAAAUCAAAGGUAGAGUUUAUGGAUCCUUUGGCCACAGAUACUCAAAAGAAAUGUGAGGCCAGGCCUGGCUUGAGGACUUCUGAGGAAGACAGCAAGAGCUGUUCUGGUGCCCUCAGCACAGCUCUUGAAGAACUUGCCAAAGUUAGUGAAGAAUUAUGCAGCUUUCAAGAGGAAAUUCGAAAGCGAUCUAACCAUAGAAGGAUGAAGUCAGAUUCUUUUCUCCAGGAAAUGCCAAAUGCAAUUAAUAUGCCUCAUGGGGACCACAUUAUCAACAAUGGCCGAUGUGUUAUUCCAGUUAAUUCAGAAAAAGAAAAACAGAAAUAUAGGAAGAAUCUGAGCUGUGCCAAUGUGCUCCAAAUUAAUCCUAUGAAAAAAUAUGGAAUUGAAACAAUUGAUUUGCAAAGAAAUGAAACUCCACCAGCUCCUCCUCCAAGAAGCACCUCCCGAAAUUUUCCCAGCUCAGAUUCUGAACAAGCCUAUGAAAGGUUGAAGGAAGGUUUAGAACACAAUGACUGGUUGGCCCAUGAGGACCUAAGUGAAACGACCUGCAAUCCUCACUUCCUUUUGAGGAAGCAUGAGAUGUCUACGUUGUGUCCAAAAGAAGAGAAGACUUUGAAAGAUGAUACUGUGUUUUCUUCUUUGGCACCAGAAAUCAAAAUAGAUAGCAAACCUCCAAGUAAAGAAGAUGUUGGACUUAGCAUGUGGUCAUACGACAUUGGGAUAGGUGCAAAAAAGAGCCCCUCCACUUUAUGGUUUCAGAAAACCUGCUCUACUCCCAAUAAGGCAAAAUAUGAAAUGGUGAUCCCGGAUCACCCUGCUAAAUCUCAUCCUGAUCUUCAUGUAAAUAAUGACUGCAGCUCCUCGGUGACACGGAGCAGUAACCCACUUAGGAGUUUCAGUUGUGGCCUUGAAGGAACUACAAGGAAUGAAAAGCUGGCAGCAAAGACUGAUGAAUUUAACAGAACUGUAUUUAGAACGGACAGAAAUUGUCAUGCCAUACAGCAAAAUCAAAGCUACUCGAAAUCAUCUGAGGAUCUUAAGCCCUAUGAUACCUCGUCUGCUCAUACAGGUAACAUAUCAGAAAAUGACAAUGUGUCUGGUAUUUGGAAAGCCAGUGCCCACAUGCCUGUGCCCGUGGAAAAUGUGCCUGAUAAUCCUACCAAGAAAUCCACAAAAGGACUAGGCAGACAAAUGCAGGGACACAGAAGUCCUCGCAGCUAUCGGAAUAUGCUCCACGAGCAUGAUUGGAGGCCAAGUAAUCUGUCUGGUCGACCCAGGUCUGCUGAUCCCAGGUCAAAUUAUGGUGUUGUGGAAAAGUUGCUGAAAACCUAUGAGACGUCAAUGGGGUCUGCAUUGCAAAACUCUAACUGCUUCCGAGAUAAUUGGACCAAAUGUAAUUUUGAUGUCAGUGGUGGUACCUCAUUAAAUCAGCAUUUAGAAAUGCUCCAAAUGGAGCAAGAGUUUCAGCAAAAGGCAGCUAUGUGUCGUGGACAGCAAGUGAAGCAAGAAAUAGAUCGGAAAACUGUAACAGAGGAAUCCAUGGUAGUGAAAACUUCACAUGGAAAAGGAUUUUCCCGACCUGCUAGACCAGCAAAUAGGCGUCUCCCAUCCAGAUGGGCAUCUAGAUCUCCAUCAGCACCCCCAGCCUUGCGGGGGACUGCCCACGGCCAAACCAUUUCUCGGCGAUCUGAAGCAUCAAUAAACUAAGUCUCUGGCCUGGAUUGUUAGAUUACAAAAGGUCUCGUACUGAUUGUCAAACAGAGCAUUCUGAGUGUUCACAGCCAGUCCUGCUCUCUUCUCUGUCUUUCAAGACCACUGGGACAAGCAACUUAAUCUUAACUUUCCAUCAGUCUUCAGUGUUUUUAAUCUAUGAAAUAAUUAUUUUCCUGUAUUUUGAUUUCUUAGAUCAGAAUUUUUUAAUACCAUCCUCAUUUAAUUUUCCAAUAUGAUUUAAGGUGAAACAAUGUACAAUAGUGUAUAUUCUGACUUUCUUGCAAGUGGCAGAAAGCAAGGUUAUGUGCAUGGCCAUGUGUUUGUAGGUGCAUGUGUUGAAAUAAGAAGUAUCCUAGUGUGUAUGUAGAUAAGAAAAACUUAUGUGCUAGUGUUGAAUUUGAAAUUAUAACAUGUAUACCUAUAUAUUCUUUGUGUUUAUUUGAAAGUUUUGAAAAUAUAUAGUACUAUUUAUAUUUUAUAUACCUUUGAAUAGGUAUCCACCUAAGCAUUUGAGGUACAUAUGUUAAUUAGCCACUUCCUUGACCCCCAGCUACAUUGAAAAAUAAGAAUUAAUACACAUAUCUAAUAUUGAUAGAGUUCUAAAUACAAUUCAUAAAUAGUUUCUUAACCCAUACAAGGAUAAACUAAUGCCAUCAAUUUCCUUGUUUAUUCUUUUUCAAAUUGAAGUGUCACAGGUUUAACAGCUCAGCCUUCUAAAGCAAGCAUAAAAUGUUCAUAAAUGCUUUUAUCAUUUGUAGUCUAGUGUGAUUUACCUGUAUACUUGACCCUCAGAGCCAAGGUCAUAAGCCUGCCUUAUAAAUGACAUGACUAAAUAAUGAAUUUGUCAACCUCAGUAACAUAUAUUCCUUAAACAGGAUGCAAAAGACAUUAAAUUAUGUUGCAUUUUACUCUUUGUUAAAAUUGUGGCAAGCUUUAAGUUUAGCCACUUUACUUGGAGUCAUACAUAUUUAGAGGUAAGUCAUUCAAUUUUUUCUUUUUCUAGCCUUUUCCUUAAAAUUGGUAGAUAAAAAAAUAAUUCACUUUUUUAUUACUAAGGAAGAUCAGGAAUAAUAUUUACUUGAGACCUGAAUUAUGUUUCUUAUAGUGUGCUACCAAAAAAAAAGAAAGCCUUAAACUAAACUUUGGCAUCCAUAAUAACAUGGAGAAGAGAAACAUAUAUUUUGGCUGCAAAUUGCAUACAGCAAACCCAUAAAAUCUAUGGUGAGAACUGAUACUUUUCAACCAAUUCAAAACCUAUUAUAUUAUUAGUUAGAAAUUCUAUGUAAGCUUUUCUCGUACUACCAAAAAAAAAAGUUUAAGCAAUUCUUACGCCAAACAUAUUCAAAAAGCCUUUUCCUCACCAUGUGUCCUAACCAUUUAGAAACCAUUCUACACCAUGACUUGAAGUAAAGUAAAUAAUUUUCAAAUUGCAAUUGCCUUGCAAGUUCCAACACGGUAGGUUGGUGAUAUCUAAAUCCAUACUUUAUAAUAAAGAGACUUUCAGGAGUUAGGCAGGAUUCAAUUUUUAGAAUGUGAGUUUGGAUCAGAUGGUAAGUAAGGGCUAUAGAUGAACUCUUCUAAUUCUUGUUUCCUUUAGCAAUAUUUUUUCCAGAGAAAGCCUAUCAAAGAAAAAUAAGACACUAAGUAAUAUCACUCUCGUAAUGUACUUUCAGCUAGAGGGGAGAAAACACCAGGAAGGUGGAACUUCGGGGCAUAAAAUAAUGGAUGUGUUAGGAAAAUGCUGCCAUGUGACCUUGGCAGACCUGCCCAAGGACUGUGUGACAUAUCUGUUCAUUUCCAGCACUGUGUCCCACCCAGGUAGUCUGCUGUGAUCCGUGGUUGCUAUCUUUACCAAUCAACCAGAAAUUAAGGAUCUCUUUAAAAAAUGAAAUUUCUAAUUCCCUUCCAUAAUUACUAAAGCAAAAUUUCCAGAGGUGGGAACUGGGAUUCUGGGAGUCUUUCAUAGAACAAAAGAAAGCAAAGCAAAAUAGAUUUGGAAGCAGUGACAUUGAUUAAUACUUGAAUGGUUGGGUAACCCUUGGGUGGUCACUUUUCUCCCCUGAAAUUUGCUUUUGUUAUCCAUAAAUUAAAAGGGUUUUAUUGUCAGGCUUCACAGUUUCAAGCUACUUUUUGGGUUAGUUUUUGAAUGAACCAUUGGGAUAAAUUUUAAUACCUUCCAAUGUUGACUAAAAUCAUAGAAUAUUAGAGCUAAAAGCAAUUAGGAUUAGUCCAACCCCUUGAUUAUAAAACUGAAGAAACUAAAAUAGAUUAUUUGAAUAUUCUUUUGUCUUCUAAACAUUUUAUAAUUUUUAAUGGAAAAAACUCUGAGGAAAUGGGAAUCAUCCUUGAAAAUACUUUUUGAUGUAUUGUGAUUUUUAACUGGUAAUUUUUCUACUUUGGAUGGGCAUUUUCCAACAACAUAACUUUCAUAAUACCAUCAUUGCUAGAUUUAAAGGAUUUGUAAACAUUUCUAGAAAUACUUGAUUAGAAACAUUUAUAAUGAUAGAUGUUUUCCCUAGCAGACUUUGAGGAAAAAAAAUCUUACAUUAUUUCAACAGAGGAUUACUGAUAUUAUAGGCUGAUCCCAGAAAGGAAUAAGAAUGAGGCAGAGAAGAGUGCUUGAGAGUGUGUGUGUGUGUGUGUGUGUGUGUGCCGCGCACGCGCGCGCAUGUGCCACCAUCACAUGUGUUCUCUAUACGCCUUAUGUCCCAAUGCCAAAUAUAAAAAUAUAAAUGAUGCUUUGUAUAAUUUACUUUAUCAGAAAUUAUCCAUAACUUUCAUUUGUUUAAAAGACCAUUCAUUUUGUAGAUACUACUAUAAAACAUGAGUUAUUUCUAAAUGGGUGAUUUGAACAGGCUCCAUGUUAUCCUGAAAAGAAAAAAAUUUGGUUUGAAAAAAAGUGUAUAUGCUUCCCUCCAAAGAUCUUUAAAAUUAUUGUUAGGCAUAUUUGCUGAUAAACAACUACUUGAUAUUGAAAUCUUCAGCCAUUAGAAGCUAUUGAAUAAAAUAGGUGUGGAAACACCCACUGUGGCAAUUGUA